AGGAUGAAUAAACAUUUUUUCGUCAUUUGUUUCUUAUAAUUGAAAAAAAGUGAAAGACAAGUAUUCAACGAUGUUGUUUAAAUAUUUUGAAGUAUUUGUUUUAUUACAAUUCAUCGUAUUACUAAAAGAAACAUUUUCCUGUGGUCAAAAAUCUAAAAAACCUCAAUUAAAUAGGGAAUUGAAUAAAACAUUUAGUCCGUCGUUAAAAAAGCUCGCUAGAAAAUUAAGUUUUAAAUCAAAUAGGGUUAUUGAUGCAGUAGUGAAUUACCCAUCACAAUUGUGUCAUCAAUCAAUUCGAACAAGUGAUUUUAAUUUCGUAGAACUCAAAAAUGAACAUUUCUUUCAACCAAUUGAUAUAGAAUAUUGUCAGUAUAAAUUCAAGCAUUUUGAAAAUAUAAAAUUCGAGGAACAAGAAAUUAAAAAUUAUUAUGAACCACGUAAUCUGUUAGAAAAAUUGACAAUACCCAAAAAAGUUGAUAUGGAUGAAAAGUAUAAAGGAACUACAUUUAAAACUGUGUCCUUAAUACUAACUAAUACAGAUGAAAAUCAUUUAGCUAUACAGAAAAUUGUUUAUGAGGAAUUUCUGAAAAGUACAGUUGUUAAUAACCUUAUGAAUAGUGAAAAUGCAAAAAAAAAAUAUCUAGAACAGAAAAUGUUAGAAAAUAAUGGUGUUUUGAUAGGAAAGUUAGAGUGGUUUGUAGUAGCACAAGCUUUUGACAUUUGUAUUUAUAUCUAUGACGAAUCUGAGUUCUAUUGGAUUUUAUUCGAUAAGAAUUGGCCAAAUUAUGAACAUCAAGAUAUGAAAUCGAAAAAAUGUAUUUAUUUAUUCGAAGCACAUUAUACAAGUGAUUUUUAUCCUGUUGUAGAUAUUUAUUAGUUUAAAAAUUAUAUCCUUUUUUUUUAUUUAACGAAUUAAUAUUUCUAUUCGUCAUGCAUACACAAAUAUAUAAAUUAAUAUUAAUUU
Messenger RNA from Daktulosphaira vitifoliae (grape phylloxera), 964 nucleotides. RefSeq lists its product as uncharacterized. The transcript is spliced from 5 exons. NCBI's taxonomy places the organism in Eukaryota, Metazoa, Arthropoda, Insecta, Hemiptera, Phylloxeridae. Bases 71 to 877 code for a protein of 268 amino acids. The record is from RefSeq and is a predicted model, not a curated record.